Corythoichthys intestinalis (scribbled pipefish) is the source of this 3322-nucleotide messenger RNA. It is a transcript of the gene c2cd4a, whose product is annotated as C2 calcium dependent domain containing 4A. The record is from RefSeq and is a predicted model, not a curated record. The coding region runs from base 582 to 1919 and encodes 445 amino acids. NCBI's taxonomy places the organism in Eukaryota, Metazoa, Chordata, Actinopteri, Syngnathiformes, Syngnathidae. The transcript is spliced from 3 exons.
CAGCCUUUCGCUGUCAAAAUGCACAUAGCAUCCAGGUCAAGUCCAAGUAAGUAAACCAUGUCACAUUUCUUGUGCAGGGCAGAGAGGAUGCUGAGGACGGUAUGCUCCGUUUUGCCUAUAGCCUACCGACGGACUACACUUGAAAAUGCGCCGAGAAAACAAGUAGGUCACUUAUAUUCCUCUUAGCGGUCAGUGUCAAAGCAGACAGUCCUCAAAUUUGGUGAAGAGGCUUUGAGAUUCUACUGGAGCGAUGUAAGAUCAAAAGCCAGCGCGCGCUUGCAAACGGUGAAGUGAGCCAUUAAAAGCCUGCUCAGCACGGGAGAGGUCGUCUGCAGGCGAGGAGGGGGAUGAAAUGUUUCUAGCCCAAAUGUGUAGCCCGAACAGCACCGGACUCCUCCGAUCGAAACAUUCCACGGAAUAGAGUGAAGACCCAGAUGUUCAAACCCGUCAUAUGCUGUCCUAAAGAGACAAAUUUCUCACUGCACUUUCACGUCUUAUCUGGAGCUUUCGAUCAAUCCUACCCAGGGAAAUCUGCCUUGAUUUUUUUAUAAGAGACUUUCAAAAAUUCUGCCAGCAUAUCUAUGUGGGUAGUGGAGAAGAUCCGAGUGUCAAUGGAGAGCUCCAUCCUGCCCAUGUCAACAACGGAUUUCAACUUCAAGAUCGGUGAAAUCAUGUUUGGGGAAAAGUCGGACAAAGACAAAAAAAUUUCCCUCUUCCCUAACGUCAUCACCCCAGACAACAUCCCUGAGUUCUGCAUCCCGCCAACAAUUCCUUCCCUGCAGGAGCUAAAGAAUGCCGAACACACACGAACCCUUCGUGCUACCAAAAUGAGUCUUUGCGAAAAGGCUGAGGUUAAUGCGGUGCACCAUGAGCCUUUGAACCCUCACAUUAUCCAGGUGGAAAGUGUGGAUGAGGGACCUUAUGAUGGCUGUAGUGACGAGGAAACAACAAACGCAGACCCCCAAAGCCAGGCUGCUUUGUCUCUCCCCCAUAUGGCAAAAGCGCAGACCUGCUACGGCUUUUGCACCUUAUUGGAGAGCCCCCACACCAGGAGGAAGGAGUCUCUCUUCCACGAACCAGGUUCCUCUCCACUCUUGCUUCCUAGGAGCCGAUCCGCCACCUGCACUAAAGUCACCUCCCCAACUUUGUCUUCACCUUCCUCCUUUAGCCUCAAUGCUUUGUCCUCCAGAUUUGCCACGAGAGGACACUGUCUCAACUGGCAGGGCGCUCUAGACAGUGAUACCACAUCCUCGACUGAGUCAUCGCCCUUCAAUUCGCCCCUUCUGACUAGAUGCCCCAACAAGUCAUCCCUCUUCAAGGCACUGAGCCAUGAACUUCUGCUAUCACGGAACAUGAGGAAGGCAAUGGUGUCCAGGAAUAAUUCCCUGUCCACAGAUGAAGGCAGCUCGACUGAUAACAGUCCUAAUGUGAUGAGGAGGGCGUCAGAGGACAUAACAGAGGGCCUCCCCAGCUGCUAUAGCCUGGCACCCCCAACUAUCUUCCCCAUGGAUUUGACGCUGCAUAAGGAGCGGGUAAUGAAGGAAAAAAUGGUUCCGAUAGGGAAGGACGGCAGCCUGAGACUUUCGGCAGAGUACUGCUCAGAAAACCAAAGACUAAGGGUACGACUGAUCAGUGCCGAGGGCUUGUACCCGCUGUCUGUAGACCCCAAGAUCAUUAACUGCAGUGUCAGCAUCUCACUGGCUCCAGGAAAAGUUCAGAAACAACGAAGCACUGUCAUCCGAAAGAGUCGCAAUCCCAUCUUCAAUGAAGAUUUCUUUUUCGACGGCAUCUCAGAGCAAGACAUCAAUGUGCGCUCGCUUCGCUUCAAACUGGUCAACAAAAUGUCCACCCUUAAAAGAGACUAUCUUCUGGGUAGCUGUGAUCUGCCACUUAGUACCAUUGUCACCUUAAACCAUUAAUUUUUUCCAAAAUAUACCACGUUACUAUAGUAUUAGAUUAUUUAUUUCAAUUUUAUUUGUAAUUUUUUAAACAAAUAAAUGAUAAGAGCCACCACCUUGGUUUGUAUAUGUGUUCUUUCUUGAAAACCAUCAGCAAACAUCACAAAUGUGCAUUGUCUCGCUAUAAGUUAAAUGCCGUGAGCUAAUAGAAAAAAAGGAAGAGCCAAGAAAAACACUUUCUUAAAUUUAGUCAAAAUACACAUUCAUCCAUUCUCUGUACUGUUAAUUGAAUGUCUGUUAUGUGUUUAGUUGGGCUAAAAUGGCUGCUGCAUUGGCUGGCGUGAGAAAACAAUCGUCUCAUGUUUCUUCCUCAGUCUGUUGUUUCAUUCCUGACCUUUUCCUCUGAUUGAAAACAUCAAUAGAAACCAGAAACCUAUGAGGGGGAAGUUUCCCCAUUGCUUAUGCAUUUUUUUAAAUAGCAAACAAAUGGUUUUAAUGGUUUAAGUUUUAUCUAUCGUACUGCCUCUAAUAAAGACCAAUUACUGAACUGUGAAAAUAGCUUUUCAACCCAAAUACGGAAGAGGUUGCACAACACAUGAAUGAGACAACACAAAUAGAGCAGAUAUAAGACAAAUUAUAUAAAAAGAUAAGACACAUAAUUCACACUUAACACUGAAGUGAAUUUAAAAUAUUAUCCCUUAAAUACUGUACCUGCAACAUGAAUCAACUAUUGGAGAAGCCCAAAAUUUGAAAAAUAAAGUCCUAAUGACACCUUUUUUUCAAAUUUGUAAAAAGAAAAGUCAAAAUGAAUAUGUGUACUAAGUAGGGAUGGGACUUGAUACGAUUUUUAUGAUUCCGAUUCCAUUAUCGAUAUUGCUUAACGAUUCGAUUCAUUAUCGAUUCUCUUAUCGAUUCUAAUUUGGGGAAAAAGAAGAACAAAAGUUUUGAUUGGCAUCAAGUUUGUUUAAUCAGAAGUCACAAACUUACAAACUCGCAACGAGGUCAAAAGAGGCCCAAAUGCUAACUGUGGCAAUAAGUGGCAAAUACACAAGAAUGUGUAACAUUUUACUGAAACAUUUUUUUAAUAGCAAUAAAAAAUAUUGGUAUAUAUUGGCAUAUAGGUUUUUGUCCUGCCUUUGGCAAAAUGUAUUAAAGCAGGGGUCCCCAAACUUUUUCCUGUGAGGGCCACAUAACUUUUCCCUUAUUUGAUGUGGGGCCGGGGUCAGUUUGUAACAGAAAAAGUGUGACGAUUGCAGGAGUGCCUAAAUCUAAAAAUUUAUUGUUUUACAGAAAGCCACAAUCAAAUGACCCUUUCUGGAUUCUUCACGGAACAAAAGUAAAUAAAAUAAUUAUAUAAAAAUAAUAGCACUAUUAAUUAAAUAGAUAAUAACCAAAUAACCCUCUCUGAGUUCUUCACAAAAAAA